Messenger RNA from Closterium sp. NIES-67, 1457 nucleotides. The record is from the annotation of a GenBank genome assembly. NCBI's taxonomy places the organism in Eukaryota, Viridiplantae, Streptophyta, Zygnematophyceae, Desmidiales, Closteriaceae.
CUGUCCUGUUUCGACACGCGUGGUGGAGCUGAAAGACAGCGUAUCCUAUCCGGUCGACUAUUACGUACCACACCACCAAAAACCAGCCUUGAAAAUCCUACAUUAUGGCCAUGGAGGAUGUCCAGAUGGCUGAUAUCGCGCCUCCUGAGGAGGUGAGUGGAAUGCUUAGUACAAAUGGUCGUGGUCAUUGAAGCUAUUCGUGACGGGAAAUUUCACGCAGGUCCGCAGGAGAAUCGAAGUGUUAGUCCUGGAGUUUCUGCGUGGUCUCGUCAGCCAUGAACGCCCAAGCAUAAAGAGCCUGUCACUUGUGAGUAUGCCACUACUUCCUUCGCGCUUGCGAAACAUUGCAAUUCUUACGAACUUGGACACCAACAGAUUCGGCGUGACGCUUCAAACUUUAGAGCUUAUGGGGGUGACGAAGAAAAUGUCAGACUGGGCCUUGCACACACGUUGAAGGAGCGCUCAUUGACGGGACUGAACGGAAAAAGGGUUCUCCCUUAUGUUCGUGGUAUGCGUUCUGGCCAGCAAAGACGUUCUUAGGAUUCCUGUGUUUUCGACCGAAACGCCUGACUGGAAUUUGUCAUUACAGUUUGGAAAGUUCUCGCCCUGGUUUACAAGCUGCUCGAAGAUGGCAGAAUGUCGACACAGAGAGAGAUCUAUUAUCGUCUGCUUGGUGAAAAUCAAGAGUACUUCAAGAAGCAACGUGAUUGCAACGAGGCCAUUCAAGGUACGCUACAUGCCAUUGCGUUUCAGGCUAGCAUUAGACGCAAUACUCUAACAUUAUGUGUACAGAGACCGUGGCCCUCCUUCGCUGCAGCAGAUGCAGCUUGGGUAUUUAUGCAUCAAGCAAGGGUACAGUUGCUGGUCGCCUAUCUAUGAGGGAAGGAGAAACUGGACAGUGGAUCGACUGCACCAGUCGGGGGAGUGCUGGCGUUUCAAUCACUGGGAACUUAUGGAACAUUGAGAAACUGACGUUCAAGACAGAUGCUCGAUACAUUAUUGUAGUUGAAAAGGACACCGUCUUCCAACGGCUUGUUCAGGAUCGUUUGUUCAAUGAGAUUCCGUGCAUUCUGAUCACUGCGAAGGGUUUCCCUGAUCUGGCAACGAGCAUGUGACGUGAAGUGGCUUGGACUGAGAUUUGGAGAUGUCAAGUAUGUUCCUGACGAUGGACUACAACCACUGUCAAAUCGGGACAGGGUAUUGGCCCAGAGUCUCAUGCAAACUGCAGCUCUUCAGGUAAGGAUAUCAUCGAGUGUUCCUAGCAGCUAUGUCUUUACCGCUUUCUCAUCCACCAUUCAUGCAGAUGCACAGCUCUUACAUUGAUGAGCUUGAAGCUAUUGUGGACUUUGGGAAAAAGGCAGACAUUGAGGCUCUCCAUUCCAAUGGACCAGAUUUCCUUGUGAAGUUCAUCAUCCAGAAAAUUGUACAUCAGGAUUACAUUUGAGGUUCAAGUAGCA